AUGUAUCCCCCAACGCUAAUCCUUUCCCUCUCCAUAUCUCUCCUCACAACCUCCACCAUCGCAAUCCCUUUCGUCCCCCGCGCCGCCUCCGAAACACUCCCUACCAAUUCGCAAUCCAGCUACACAGACAACGACAAGAUCCUAGACUCGCUGGUCACCCAGUCCGCGAAGGAAUCGAGUAACCUGAAUACCUGUCCGCCUUCGCAUCCGUCCAAACAAUGCUGUAUGUCAAUUACGGCGCUGGCGAAUGGUGUCACGUCUGAGAUUGGGGAGGUUGUGCCGUUGUUGAGCGAUGUUAAGAUUUCGUCGAUUGUUAGCUUGGAGUGUCGACCAAUGGACGCAGACGGAGACAACGCAACUUGCUUGAACGAUGUGAUGUGUUGUACUGGAACCGGAGGGUCCAAAUCCUCACUCAUGAAAACCUGCAAACCAUGGGACGAAGCUCUCGAAUCCAAGAAAAAGGCUCUAGAUAAGAAUAUCAAUAAGCAACUGGAGCAGAUGAUGAGCAAGAACGGGACGAGUAGCUCGGCGUCGAGAGUCGCUGCGUCGAGUACCCCGAAGCCGAAGAUGAAUCCCGUUGCGGAGAAGGUGGCUAGGGUGCAGGAGUCUGUUUCUGGUCUUGUUGGACCUGCGACUUCGUCUGCGUCUGUUUCUUCGUCUGCCUCUACAUCGGCUUCUAGUUCUACCUCUACGUCUACAGCCAAGUCAGCGUCGACAUCGUCGGAAACUUCGAACUCUUCUAAGUCUACGUCUGCUACCUCUCCAACGGCACCAACUGAGAAAGCAACCAAGGUAGAAAAACCCAAGGUUGAUACUACCUCGACAGCUCCGUCCGAGUCCACCACAGUCUCGGCCCCGGCGUCGCUUUCUACCAUCAUAUCUCAGAAGGAGAAGGAGAAACAGAAGGAAACAACCGAAGAAUCCGGCCCUACCUCAUCAUCAACUCCAGCUGAGGCAGCUACGACAGCUAAAUCCGCCACGAAAGCAACAACAGUAUCCCGGCGAGCAAAGACCAACACCGACAUGUCUCAAACUUCGCUAUCUUCAACGGAUACCUCGAAUACAGCUACUGCCACAGGCACGGGUCGUUAA
Aspergillus melleus is the source of this 1092-nucleotide messenger RNA. RefSeq lists its product as uncharacterized. Lineage: Eukaryota; Fungi; Ascomycota; Eurotiomycetes; Eurotiales; Aspergillaceae. The record is from RefSeq and is a predicted model, not a curated record. The coding region runs from base 1 to 1092 and encodes 363 amino acids. The transcript has 3 exons.